This is a messenger RNA of Triticum dicoccoides, 2467 nucleotides long. RefSeq lists its product as uncharacterized. The record is from RefSeq and is a predicted model, not a curated record. The coding region runs from base 244 to 2298 and encodes 684 amino acids. The transcript has 2 exons. Lineage: Eukaryota; Viridiplantae; Streptophyta; Magnoliopsida; Poales; Poaceae.
CGAUUCCUCGCUGUUAUGACUGUUCUUAAUUUCUUGUUCCUUUGGAUACUUGUUGAGAGUGGGCAGCAAUCCCUUGUUGGCUAGCUCCUGUAACAUGGAAAUGGAUAGCAUAUUCGUCCAACAGUCUACUACUACAACUCAGUUGAUCUGAACUCACUAGCUAGCAGUGUCAUACUCUUCAGUGCAGGUGUUGGCUUCCUUCAGAGUUGGGAGUUGUUGUGUUGCAGGAUCAAGCUCGCAACAAUGGCUGGAGGGGCGUUGGGCUUUUGGAAUGACUGGGCGUCCCAGAUCGGGGUUCUCUUGAGCCUCUUCUUCCAGUUCUUACUCCAUAUGUUUGCCAACAUCCGUCGGUGUAAAGAUGGCUCAUAUUGGCUGAGGUUCCCACUCUGGGUGGCGUACCAGCUGUCUGACUCCACUGCGACAUACGCUGCCGGACAGCUCCUCUUCAGCGGCGCAACAAAAGACCACCACCUCAUUGCCUUCUGGGUGCCGUUCCUCCUGCUGCACCUCGGCGGCCCGGAUAACAUCACCGCCUACGCCCUCGAGGAUAGCAAACUCUGGGGGCGCCACUUGCUAAGCCUUCUGGUGCAGGUCCUGGGAGCUGGAUAUGUCCUAUACAGGCAUAUCAUUGGCAGCGGGACCUUGCUCAUGGUGGCUGCCAUCUUGAUAUCUGUUGUUGGUGUUGCAAAGUAUGGGGAGAGGACAUGGGCGCUCCGGUCCGCCAAGUUCAGCAACCUCCAGAGCUCUCUCAAGGUACGGACACAUGACAUGCAUCACCAGCAAUUUUAUACUGAGCAUCAAGACUGGUACAACGAUGGCGACCCAGUCCUGCAGCAUGCUCACUCCCUGUUUCAUAUCUGCAAGCGUGGGAUAGUUGAUUGCGUGAUCGCAGUGGAUGACUCAGAUAGCGAGAAUGAGGUGGAUUCUCAGGACAUCAAAAUAAUCCACGGCCUUUUGAAAGACCGUGAACAAAUGUGGAGGGUGAUGGAGAUGGAGCUCUCCCUCAUGUAUGAUAUCCUGUACACCAAGGCAAGUGCGGUCCACUGUUGGUUUGGCUACUGCAUCCGUGUCAUCGCACCGCUUGCCAUUGCCACCUCUCUCGUGUUGUUCCAGUUGAGCAGCAAAGAUGAUUACAGCCUAGUCGAUGUUGUCAUCACGUACAUCUUGUUGGGUGGCGCCUUGGUCCUGGAGACGAAAUCGCUCCUUGUCGCACUAGGGUCAAGCUGGGCGUUUGCCUUCUUGUGUGCCACACAAUGGGAUUGGCUCCGGCAUUCUGCUCUGUGCGCUGGAAGAUGGCAUCGUCUUCGGCACACACUUUUUUUUCUCCGCUGGUCCUGGCUAGGCAAGAUGACGAUCAUGACAGGAAGCUCGAGGAGGUGGUCAGGCACCAUGGGGCAGCGCAACAUGGUGCGGUCUUGUACCAGACAGGUGGAUCCGAUGAAUCGAUCCCUCGGCAAGCUAUGCAAGACGCUAAGCCUCGGCGAGUGGUGGGACAGGAGGUACUUGUGGACCAUCGAUGUGUCCGAGAAGGUCAAGAAGCCCGCAGAAAAGUGGAUACUGUCAAGACGGUCAGUAGGUGAUAUGAACACAAUGGGUUUACGCAGGACUAAAUGGGGUGAGCUGGCACUAAAUGAAGAGGACUACCCUGGGCUGUUGAAGGAUUUGGAGGGUUAUCAUGGAGUUGACUUCCAUGAGAGUGUCAUCAGCUGGCACAUUGCCACCGACUUGAUCCUUGCUGAAAUAGACCGAAGGGGCGAUCAUGUGUCUGAUGACCAAGUGGAGCUAGUCAGCGUACUGUCCAACUACAUGAUGUUCCUCCUCGUCGACUCCCCCGACAUGCUACCAGGCCUCCCCCAAAAGUGGUUGUACGAGCAGACCUGCAAACAACUGAAAAAGAUAUGCACUAAACAUAUCGCUGGUUCAGCUGGUAACAGUUUCUGGACCAUGCUCAAGAACUUGUUCCGACCACACCAUCACCGUGGCUGGAAACCUUCUGAGCUUGAGAAGGAGAUUGCCAUCGAUAUACUGAGCGAGUUUGAACGCUCCAACGUCAGCAAUCCUCGGCUCACUUAUGCGCGCGCUAUUGCAGUGAAACUGCUUCAUAGGAAGGAAGAUGUGGUUUAUGCGCUGCUAUUGUUGUGGGUAGACUUCCUUGCCCACGCAGCCAACCGGUGCAACAGGGAGGCGCAUGCGAGGAAGCUCGGCAGCGGCGGUGAGUUGCUGACUGUCAUCUGGCUUUAUCAAGAACACCUCCACCAAGUAAAAGAAGAGAUAAGAAAGGGGCAGAACCCUGUAUAAUUCACUGUACUAAUGGAUGUCCAGAAAUAUCUUCACCUUCUGUAUUUUGUAAACUUAUCUUUCUUCAGUUCAGUUCCGUACCCUUUGUUCUUGCUCAGUUUGUGCUUCCUAUGAUGAAUAUGUCAGAGUACAAGGUGCCCAUUCACAUGCUAGCUAGCCCAGCAAUGAU